AAUUAUUAUGUCUUUGAAAAUUCUCGUCCAGCUGCUAAUUUUUAUAAUUUUUAAGUCUGUUCAGGGAAAAUUCUUUGAUUCAGAUAUCUUACUGGAAAGAAACAAAAAUGAGAACCAUUCGUUCUCUUUCAACGUGGAAGAAAAAUGGGAAAUUCAAAAUAUUCUUAAUACUUAUCGUGGAAAUGUUUAUCCUCCUGCUGCAAAUAUGCGAUAUUUAGAAUGGAAUAAUACUUUAGAAUCAUUAGCACAGAAAUGGUCACAAAAAUGUUUAUUUCGAAAAGGAAUUGAUCAAAGAUUCGAAGAUUUCAGACAACCAUCUCAAAGUAUGUUCAUGGGACAUGAAGAUUAUAAAUUCGCUUUUCAAUUGUGGCUUGAAGAAGAAAAAUAUUACAAUUUUCAUGCUAAUGAAUGCCAGUUUUACAACAGAUGUCAUAAUUAUACUUCAAUGGUAUACUCUAAAAGUACUUCAUUUGGAUGCGGAAGAUCGCAUUGUUCUGGAAAGACAUAUAUUGUUUGCUAUUACCAUCCACCUUAUAUAGAAGGGGAAGAAUUGUACAAAGUGGGAAAAUCUUGCUCUCUAUGUGAAUUGCAUAGUACAUCUUAUAAUGGAUUGUGCUACAUGAAUAUCUGUGUAACAGAAGCAAUAUGCAACAGUUAUGGAUUCAACUGCUCUUGUUCUCUAAAGUGUCAUAAUUGCGGCCAGCUCAAUGAGGAAAAAUGCACUUGUAUUUGUAAGAAUGGGUGGGACAUGUUGGAUUGUUCAGUGCCUUGUAUGGAUGAAAGUCCGAAAUGCGGAAAACCUUCCGGGUUUCCAGAUGAGUUAUUUUGCUCUAUGGAUGAAGGUAGAGUGAAAAGUACUUAUUGUCGUAGGAUGUGUCAAGAAUGCCAGACAAACAGUAAUCCAAGCUGCUGCGAAGGAAAUAUUUGUAAUUUUGGCUUUGUGCUUGAUAUAAAAUCAUGUCGAUGCGAAUUACUCUGCCCGGGACCUAAAUGCGAUUCUUCAACAGACUGUAAGAAGAAGAGAUGCUAUUCGGAACUAGUACCUAGAUUAAUUGGCAAUAAAUGCGUUUGCGAAGAUAACUGUUCAGACUGCGCCACUGCGAAAACCUCUUCAAGCAAGCAGCUCUGUAGAACGGAAUCAAUUAUUGCUUUUAUUUUGUUGUCUUCUUUUAUAGAUUUUAUUAAAAAAUUA
Molecule: messenger RNA, 1192 nt
Organism: Centruroides sculpturatus (bark scorpion)
Lineage: Eukaryota; Metazoa; Arthropoda; Arachnida; Scorpiones; Buthidae
Product: C-type lectin domain family 18 member B-like
Exons: 10
Source: RefSeq, a predicted model, not a curated record